Gymnogyps californianus (California condor) is the source of this 3378-nucleotide messenger RNA. RefSeq names its product acyl-CoA oxidase 3, pristanoyl (gene ACOX3). Gene Ontology annotation, molecular function: pristanoyl-CoA oxidase activity; FAD binding; fatty acid binding. Lineage: Eukaryota; Metazoa; Chordata; Aves; Accipitriformes; Cathartidae. Gene Ontology annotation, biological process: fatty acid beta-oxidation using acyl-CoA oxidase; lipid homeostasis. Gene Ontology annotation, cellular component: peroxisome. Bases 96 to 2216 code for a protein of 706 amino acids. The record is from RefSeq and is a predicted model, not a curated record. The transcript has 18 exons.
CUGAAAGCGGACUCGAAACUGGGAACGCUGACUGACAACCUGACAGGCCCCCAGCUGCCCGGCUCUUCAAGGAAACAAAUCUCGUUUAGCUAACAAUGGCAUCCACACUGAAUCUGAAAGAAGCCGCUGGCAACCAAAGUUCAUGGGAAACUUUGCUACCAGAUCUCCCUAAAGGACCGCUUUGCAAAUAUCGUAAGAAAGCUUCCUUUAACUGGAAGGAGAUGGCAAUGUUACUAGAUGGCAAAGAUAUCAUCCAGCUUAAGAACAGAAUCUUCUCUGCUUUGGAAAGUGAUCCUCUCUUUGCACAUGAUCCUGGAGAAGAUUUGUGCCGUGAGAAAUAUCAGGAGCUGACAUUCCUGCGCUGUAAAAGGCUCUUUGAGUAUGACUUUCUUACUCAGCAAGAGAUCUUCGAGAACCCAUUAAAGAUGUUCAAUAUGGUCAUCUGUAUAGGAAUGUACGAUUGGUCUCCAUGUCUCCAGUAUUUCUUACAUUGCAAUCUAUUUGGAGGUACAAUUUUGAGUGCUUCUAAGAGGUUUGCAGACCUUGUGAAACAGGUUUAUAGCAUGGAGAUUUUUGGAUGUUUUGCUCUGACUGAACUCAGCCAUGGAACUAAUACCAAAGGCAUACGGACUACUGCCACAUUUGAUCGUAACACUCAGGAAUUUAUCAUCAAUACUCCUGACUUUGAAGCUGCAAAGUUCUGGGUUGGUAAUAUGGGGAAACAUGCCACUCAUGCAGUUGUGUUUGCCCAGCUCUAUACUCCUGAUGGACAGUGCCAAGGAUUACAUUCCUUUAUUGUACAGAUUCGAGAUACGAAAACUCUCCUACCAAUGCCAGGUGUGAUGGUAGGUGACAUAGGAAAGAAACUUGGGCAGAAUGGGUUGGAUAAUGGAUUUGCCAUGUUCCACAAUGUCAGGAUACCUAAAGAAAACAUACUGAAUAUAGCUGGAGAUGUCACAGCUGAGGGGAAGUAUUCAAGUUCAGUCAAGGAUGUUAAAGAGCGUUUUAGUGCAGCUCUGGGAUCCUUGUCCACUGGUAGAAUUCUGAUCACGGCAAUUUCCACGACCAAUUUAAAGCUUGCUUUAUCAAUAGCCAUUCGCUUCUCAGCAGCUCGCCGUCAGUUUGGACCAACUGAUGAUGAAGAAAUACCUGUUCUUGAAUACCAAACACAGCAAUGGCGUCUUCUUCCUUAUCUGGCUGCCGCAUAUGCCUUAGAUUAUUUCUCCAAAUCCCUGUUUGAGAACUUCGUAGAAUUUUAUGUAGGCUUAUUGACAAAGCAAAGGAGUCAGAGACAGGCUGAUUUGGGACGUGAGAUUCAUGCCUUAUCUGCUGCCAGCAAACCACUGGCUUCUUGGACUGCUCAGCAGGCAGCCCAGGAGUGCCGAGAAGCUUGUGGAGGACAUGGUUACCUUGCCAUGAAUCGUCUGGGUGAAAUCCGAAAUGACAAUGAUCCAAACUGCACGUACGAGGGAGAUAACAACGUCCUGCUUCAGCAAACCAGCAACUACUUAAUGAGCUGGAUGAAUUGCGUAAGACAUAAAGCUCCUUUUGAAUCCCCUUUUGGAACAGUAAACAUUUUGCAAGACUACCAUCAUAUUCUUGGCUGGAAAUUCACAGCCAUUAGUGUUGAAGAUUGCAUGGACUCCUCAGUUCCUUUAGCAGCAUAUAAAUGGCUGGUUUGCUACUUGCUCCAAGAAAGUGACCUAAAGCUGAGCAAGGAGAAGCAGUCUGGGCGAAGUGAUUUUGAGGCAAAAAACAACUGUCAGGUGUACUACUGUCGAUCACUAGCCAUUGCUUUUAUUGAACAAACAGUUUUACAAAGAUUUCAUGACUACACUCAUGAUCCCAACAUACCAUCUACUCUGCAGCCAGUGCUUAAGAAUCUCAGUGCUCUGUAUGGACUCUGGUCUUUAAGUAAACAUCUGGCUGUGCUCUACCAAGGUGGCUAUGCUUCAGGUGAACAAGCUGGCAGAUUUAUUCAGAAUGCUAUUCUGGAGCUCUGCUACAAGUUGAAAGAUGAUGCAGUUGCCCUGGUUGAUGUCUUUGCUCCUCCUGACUUCAUUCUCAACUCUCCCAUUGGUAAAGCUAGUGGAGAGUUAUAUAAAAAUAUGUGGGCAGAGAUCCUUCAAGGCAGCAAAGCUCUGAACAGACCUUCGUGGUGGGCAGAAUUUUGUAUUAAUAAACCUGUUACAGGCAGGCUGAGGUCAAGAUUGUAAACCAAACAACUUGUAAGAGGCUGGAUGGGCCUGAGAUGGAUACCGUAUUUCAAACAUCAGGAGGAAAUAAGACCACAUGUCAAACACUGAAAAUGAAAGAGAUUUUUGUAGAGAAGUGCCAAGUUUUAAAACAACUUUGAAAUCAAGUCCAACUUGGUCUCAGGGACUGUUAAAAUAAUAAUGACAAGAGCAAGAGCAACACAUCUGCACACUAUUCAUAUUUACUCAAUUAAAUACAAAAAAAUGAAGAUUCAUUAUGAUCACUGCUUUGCAAAGUUUCUAGAAAAGAAAUGUUCCAAUCAGUCUCUUGACUUUACUGUCAUAUUACGGAAGUUAAAUAAUUAAAAACUAUUUCCCACCAGGGAUUAUGAAUAAGCUGAACAAAAGCAAAAUAAAAGAGAAUUUGAAGAAAAAAGAAAAAAGACAUCAAGAACACCAACAGUGAUAAACUUGUAUUUAGGGAUGGGAAUCAUUUCCAACAGCCCCUUUGAAGUCUGUGAAGCUAUUCUGAUUUACUUCAUAUGCCUCUGUCUUAAACUACUUGAUUGCUCUUUCAAUGCAGGCGAGGAUUGGGAUUUUAGAUAAUCUGUCUUUAAAUGGUGUGUAACUCUGUACGUAAAAUUAAUUGAAAACGACUUGUUUAUACAUCUUUUUUAAAAAAAUGUAUGGUAAUGCAAACUUGUACAGCUUACAUACGUUCUUGGUUGGUUAUAAUGUUUUCAGUACUGCAAAACCAGUAUCAAGCCUGGGAUACAUUAACACACAUACAAACUGCAUCUGUGUUUUAGGUCAGAAUAUACUCAAAUGAAUUAUUAUAAAUAUGGUCUUAUAAGAACAUACAACAGUGGUAGGCAUUAUUGAACAUAUUAGGAUAUUUCUCUUUCAGCUAUAUUAACUAUCAAAUAUUUUUAUUCACAAAUGGAAGAGACACUAACAAAGCUUUGAAAAUUCAGAAUAUUUUAUGUUUUAGAUAUGCUGUGAAAAACAAAUUCCUUUUUUUCCUUUAUUGUAUCUAUGAACUGAAGUACUGUUAAAACCUAAUUCCUGUUGCCCUUACUGUUGUGAGAAAUCCUAUCAAGCCAAAGAGAUUAUUUUAUAAGUUAAAAAAUUGAGUAUUCUUUAUGGCUAAUCAGGGAUGAAUUAUGGUUUGGGCUAUUAAAUA